Messenger RNA from Trichomycterus rosablanca, 1533 nucleotides. It is a transcript of the gene ostf1, whose product is annotated as osteoclast stimulating factor 1. Gene Ontology annotation, biological process: signal transduction. Lineage: Eukaryota; Metazoa; Chordata; Actinopteri; Siluriformes; Trichomycteridae. The record is from RefSeq and is a predicted model, not a curated record. The transcript has 10 exons. Gene Ontology annotation, molecular function: protein binding. The coding region runs from base 106 to 750 and encodes 214 amino acids.
UCAUUGCUUCCUGAUCUGUGAACCCGCGGGUUCCUCCCUGAUCUUUAUUCUGUUAUUCUUUUAUUUUAUUUACAUUUUUAAUUCAAGCACAUUUCUGCACUUAUCAUGUCUAAACCUCCACCUAAACCAGCUAAACCAGGUCAAGUGAAAGUGUUCAGAGCUUUAUUUACCUUUGACCCUCGGACACCGGACGAGCUUUACUUUGAGGAGGGAGAUAUUUUAUACAUCUCAGAUACAAGUGACAGUAACUGGUGGAAGGGAACGUGCAGAGGAAGAACUGGUCUGAUUCCCAGUAAUUAUGUGGCAGAACAGGCCGAGUCCAUCGACAAUCCCAUGCAUGAAGCUGCCAAGAGAGGAAACCUGAGCUGGCUACGGGAGUGUUUGGAUAAUAAAGUGGGCAUCAACGGACUGGAUAAAGCAGGAAACACGGCGCUUUACUGGGCCUGUCAUGGUGGGCACAGAGAUGUGGUGGAGCUGUUACUUGCCCAGCCAAACUGUGAGCUCAAUCAGCAGAAUAAAUUAGGAGAUUCGGCUCUGCACGCCGCGGCAUGGAAGGGGUAUUCAGAUAUCGUGGAGCUGCUGCUCAACAGGAAUGCUAGAACAGAUAUAGUGAAUAAUGAGAAGAAGACGGCGUUGGAGAUGGCCACUAACGCUCAGUGUGCUUCUCUGCUGAAGAGGAAACAGGGCAGCGUGAUCACUCGUACACACAGUAAUGCUGAGGAAUAUCUGGACGAUGAAGAUUCUGAUUGAGCGUCAGCAGCCUGCAAUAAUAACAUUCCAUCACUGUGUGUGUUAGUGAGAGUGUGUGUGUGAGAGUGUGUGAGAGUGUGUGUGAGUGAGAGUGUGUGUGUGUGUGCAGUACAUGAUUUAAUGCUUUAUUAACACACAGCGCUCGGUCUAUAGUGUGUUUACUGAUUCCUGAUCAAUAAUGUCUUCCUACUGGAAUAUUAAACGUGUGUGUGUGUGCGUGUUGCUGUCACUGACUGUCUGAAACAUCUGAGGUGAGGAUGGUUUCAGGUCCUCACAAGCAGUAUAAAUUUUUUUUUAAGUUUUAAUAAAUUCUGGGUUGCUGAGGGUCGGGGUGGGGGGUUCGGUUAUGCUUUAAUCCUCCUCUGUAGUGAAUCUCCUCCUGGCUGCUGUAACAGCGCCUCCUGAUGGCCGGCUGAGGUAUCAGCAGGUGUGGUGGAGGAUUACAAAGAGUGUAGUGUGUUCCUCCGUACAUGUUAAAGCUCUGUGUAUGAAUCCACCACCGUCCGGUGAAAACCGGCGGCUUCACGUGUGUCGGAGGACGCGAGAGCUAAUGUGGGGUCCUCGAGGGUGUGGUACAUAGUAGGGGAACUGAACAUGUGUAAAUUUGAGUUGUUUCUUUAAGACAGCAAUACAGUCAAUAGAGGGACCUGACGGCAGUGUGUGUGAGUGUGGUUUUGUAAUUUUUCAGAGAUUUUAAAGCUUUCCUGAUGAAACUGGAAUUGAGAAGCGUGUUAAUGCUAAUAAAACGUGUUAAUGCUAAUAAAGCAGUUUGAGUUCCUGCCA